AUGAAGCCCUCACCCAGCGAGGGGCAGGUGGACACAGAGAGGGUGGCUGGAAGGGUUGAUGCUCUGAAGGCCCCGGCAGCAGGCCCACCCGAUCCUGUCACCAAGCUGUGGCCGCGGCACAUGAGCCAAGCAGUGCAGCAGCAGCAGAAAGGCUUGUCAGCCACUGGCACCGCUGAGCCAGCGGGUAGGAGCGGGAAUUUGAAGGACAGAUUUCCUGCGUACUUUGAGGCCUAUGGCUACAAGUGA
Messenger RNA from Coccomyxa subellipsoidea C-169, 246 nucleotides. RefSeq lists its product as hypothetical. Bases 1 to 246 code for a protein of 81 amino acids. The record is from RefSeq and is a predicted model, not a curated record. The transcript is spliced from 2 exons. NCBI's taxonomy places the organism in Eukaryota, Viridiplantae, Chlorophyta, Trebouxiophyceae, Coccomyxaceae.